Molecule: messenger RNA, 3511 nt
Organism: Misgurnus anguillicaudatus (oriental weatherfish)
Lineage: Eukaryota; Metazoa; Chordata; Actinopteri; Cypriniformes; Cobitidae
Gene: prickle2b
Product: prickle homolog 2b
Molecular function (GO): zinc ion binding
Source: RefSeq, a predicted model, not a curated record
CAUUCACGAGCUCGAGUGGGCAGUGCGAGUCCACGCCACGGUUCACUGAGCUCUCACACAGUGUGUUUAUUGACGGGAUCCGCAGUCUGGUAAUGGCUUGACGCCGUGUCGUUGUGUAAUGUUGUCCUAAAUUUUGCUGGCGGAUCUAUCUCGGAGAAUCAAGCGCGAUCCGUUUAUCUUACACGAAUUAUUAAAGAGAGAGAGAUUGAGGCAUGUCUUUCUCGGACGAUACCUUUGCGCGAGCUCAGGCUGGACGGAAGAUUCGUUCACGGUAGCGCGCAUUGAGUCGAGCUUGUUUGCGGAGAACUGGAAGUGCACGCGUUCGUCUUUUUAACGGAAAAACUGGAAAUGAAUAUAUCCUGCUUAAAUCUUUUCACAUUGGGCAACAUCAAGCUUUCUCAUCGUCGUUCACGGUGAAAGGAAGAUCUGUCUCCAUUGUAAGUGCUCUCGUGAGGACCAUGUUGUGACAGUCAUGCCCCUGGAGAUGGAGAAGACGGUGACCAAGCUGAUGUACGACUUCCAGAGGAACUCUACAUCUGAUGAUGACUCGGGCUGUGCGCUGGAGGAAUAUGCCUGGGUUCCACCUGGACUAAAACCUGAACAGGUGCACCAGUAUUACAGCUCUUUACCAGAGGAGAAAGUGCCAUACGUCAACAGUCCAGGAGAGAAACAUCGUAUCAAGCAGCUCCUGCACCAGCUGCCCCCACACGACAAUGAGGUGCGAUACUGUAAUGGUUUGGACGAUGAGGAGAAGAGAGAGCUGAAGCUCUUCAGUAACCAGAGGAAGAGAGAGAAUCUGGGCCGCGGUAACGUCAGGCCCUUUCCUGUGACCAUGACUGGAGCCAUCUGUGAACAGUGUGGAGGACAAAUAAACGGAGGUGACAUUGCCGUCUUUGCAUCACGGGCUGGACACGGGUUGUGCUGGCACCCACAAUGCUUUGUGUGCAGCAUGUGCGACGAGCUCCUGGUGGAUCUUAUCUACUUUUAUCAGGAUGGAAAGAUCUUCUGUGGGCGCCAUCAUGCAGAGAGACUCAAACCCCGCUGUUCAGCAUGUGAUGAGAUCAUCUUUGCAGAUGAGUGCACAGAGGCAGAGGGCAGGCACUGGCACAUGAAGCAUUUCUGCUGUUUCGAAUGCGAGACCGUUCUGGGUGGCCAGCGUUACAUCAUGAAAGAAGGUCGGCCGUACUGCUGCACCUGCUUCGAGUCCCUGUACGCGGAGUACUGCGACUCCUGUGGGGAACACAUCGGUAUUGAUCAAGGCCAGAUGACAUACGAUGGCCAACACUGGCAUGCCACCGAAGAUUGUUUCAGCUGCGCCCGCUGUAAGAAGUCCUUGCUCGGCCGCCCCUUUCUACCUAAGCAGGGUCAGAUCUUCUGCUCUCGGGCGUGCAGCAUCGGCGAAGACCAGAAUGGAUCGGAUUCGGCAGAUUCUGCUUUUCAGAGCGCCCGUUCUCGCGAGGCCAGACGGAGCAGCUCCAAAUCCAACAGGAACACUGCUGGUGCCGGAGGAGAGACGAGCCAGGGAGGAGAUGGACGUUACUCCGGUGAGGUUGAUCCACUGUCCAUGCAGAUGGAUUUGCUUAGUCUUUCCAGUCAAAGCCCUAGCCUGACCCGAGACUCUCCAUCCUGGAACCCGCAGGCAGACGUGUAUGGGCACGAGAGCCAUAAUGAACUUUCCAACCCUCUUCAUCUGCUCAGUCAGUGCAACAUCCGGACUUGCUAUUCUCCGAAUCCGUCUCCCGGUCACCCGACGGAUCCAAAGCCCGCGGCUUCCAAAAGACCCCCAAUAUCUGCUCUAAAAGGAAAGUCUUUGAAUGAAAACUGGUUCCAGCCAGGACCAGAGGACUAUUACCCACCCAAUCUGAGGACACAGAUGAGCUUUCAAGAGGUUCCACAUAAUAGCUUCGUAGAUAAGCGCUCCGUAAGCUUGCACGUGUUCCAGAGGGAGAAGGAGGCGGGUCAGCAGAUGGGCCGUAGCAGGAACCCUAUCAGUGCACUUAGCUUUAGCGAACAGCUCGUGGCACAGGACCAAACUCCACAUGGCUCAAUGGAGUCGCUGGCUUUGUCUAACGCUACAGGUACCUCUGUAGAAGGCGGGAAUAAACGUCAGGAGCACUUGUCUCGCUUUUCAAUGCCAGAUUUGAGCAAAGAUUCAGGCAUGAAUGUUUCUGAGAAGAGCAACAUGGGCACCCUGAACUCAUCCGUGCAGUUUCAUAGCUCUGAAUCUCUACGCAGCCUGAACUCGGCACAGCCCUACCUGGAGCUCGAAGUUCCAGUGCAGGUGAAAUUCCCCAGGCAGUAUUCCCAUGAACGUCUUGGAAUUAAUGCUUUGCCCUCUGGGUUCACCUAUCAGGAGGAGGAUCGCAUAAGUUUGGUCAAUAGCGCCAACAACGCCCGUCUGCCGCCCAUGAGCGACCGAACUCGCCGUCGAACCAUCAACCAGGAUGAGCCACGGCGACGUCACCACCACCACCGAUCUCGCCGCUCCCGCCGCUCACGUUCGGAAAACGCACUUAACCUCGCUGCGGAGCGCUGCCCGCCCCCCAGACGAUCUCAACUUCACCUACAUGAAGAUUACGACCAGUUUCCUCCUUCUCGUGGGUACCGGGGCCUUCAAAGCAGCGGUAGUGCUAGCAGACUGAGGCAGCAACCGUUUAGACCUUGCCCUCGGACGACUUCCGACCUCACGCUUCAAAACCCCGCCGUACACCGGCACCAGGGGCCGUAUUCGUGGGACCAAUACGAUUACGACGACGACUGGUGCUCGACCUGUUCCUCGUCUUCAGAGUCAGAAGAUGAGGGGUAUUUUCUGGGUGAGCCUAUUCCUAGACCGGUCCAGCUGAGGUACAUGACCAGCGAGGACCUGUUACGCAAAUAUAACUCCUCAGGUCUGGGCGCGUCCGGUCAGUUUGAGAGCCGCGGACAGUUGCACACCCGCAAACGUAGGAAAAGCAAGAACUGCAUUAUCUCCUGAACGUCGCGCCUACUGCGUCCUACACGGUCUUGCACAACAAGAUUUAUUCCGUCCUUAUAGCAAAUGUUUAAGAGGCUUUUCAGUGUCGUGAGGCCAUCAGUGAAUAAUACGCAGUAAUUUAAUUUGUUCGCACCUCAGAUUUGCAUAUGCAUGUGAUAUUUCCCAAAUAUUCUGGAUGUUACGUUUUAUUUCACACCGCAGCAUUUGUUACAGCUUACGUGCAAUUGUUUAUGUAAUCCAUUCAGGCACAGUGACUUCUUUAUUUUGUAUGGUUCCGAUUAUUCUUAUGUUUUCCUUUUCGGGCUGAAUACGCAAUUCUAGUCAGUAAUAAGAUGUAUAUACGCAAUCGAAUGAAGAAAUUCACUAAGUUAAGGAUGUAAUGUAAAUUAUCUGUAAAUGAUGUACUACAUAUUUUUAUAUUUUGUAUCAAUAGAAUCAUUUAUGUACUAAGCAUUAUGUAGAGAAAAUAGUAAAGGCAUGCGCAUUCAUUUGCUGAUUUUUGUCCUGUAUUGAAAAUUAAAGAGUAUUUCUGUGAGA